AUGGUGGGCGGCGCGCCCGUGCAGGGCCCGGUGAGCUUGCAUGAGCUGCUGCUGGCCGGGGCACCCGCGGCUGCUCCUGCCGCCGCCGCUGCUCCGGCUCCGUCGGCCGCCCCGGCUGCUGCUGCUACUGCGGGCGGCGCCUCCCCCGGGGUUGCUCCCCCGGUGGAAGAGGAGGAGGUCUGCGUGCUCCUGGAAGAGAAAUGUUGCGGGAAGUUGGAGCAUAUCAAUUUCCCCGUGUUUCAGCCCAGUACGCCUGAUCCAGCCCCGGCCAAGAACGAGGCCUCCCCCAGCCCCCCCGAAGGGGAAGCUGAGAAGCUGAAGGAGAAGGAACCCCAAACUCAGGGGGACAGCACCAGCCUCAGCCUGGCCCUCAGUCUGGAUCAAUCCACAGAUAGUUUAGGGACCUACCCUGCGGACCCACAGGGUGGAGGCAACAACACCGAAGCGCAUGGGGCAGCGUCCGAAGCGAAAGGGGAAAAGAGAGCAAGCUUGGUGGAUCGCCAGCCUUCCACGGUGGAAUAUCUGCCCGGGAUGCUUCACUCCAAUUGCCCCAAGGGUCUUCUCCCCACUUUCUCCAGCUGGUCUCUGGUGAAGCUGGGCCCUGCCAAAGCCUACAAUUUCCACGCCGGCUUGGAUCAACAAGGUUUCAUCCUGGGCACCAACUAUUUAAUGCCCUGGGAUAUUGUCAUCCGCACGCGGACGGAUGAAGAGGGAGACCUGGAUACCAAUUCUUGGCCGGCUCCUAACAAGGCUAUUCCGGGGAAACGGAGUGCAGUGGUCAUGGGCCGAGGCAGGCGGCGGGACGACGUCGCUCGGGCUUUUGUGGGUUAUGAAUACGAAGAUGCCCGAGGCCGGAGGUUCAUGUGCUCGGGACCAGAGAAGAUCAUGAAAGUGAUGGGUGGAGGGCCUAAGGAAUCGGCCGUCAAAGCCCUCAAUUCCGACAUGCCCCUUUACAUCCUAUCGUCCAAUCCAGGGAGGGGACUUAAGCCACACUAUGCUCAGCUGAUGAGGCUUUUUGUGGUGGUCCCUGAUGCUCCCCUGCAGAUAAUACUGACCCCCCAGGUAAGACAUGUAGAACCCUUGAGCAUUGAGUUGGUUCUCAAUGUGUUACCUUUCUAUCUUUCUACAUUUAAUUCACUUACUUGUUAUCCCGUCUUUAUUAUUUCUGCAAAUAAGUGA
Molecule: messenger RNA, 1179 nt
Organism: Protobothrops mucrosquamatus (brown spotted pit viper)
Lineage: Eukaryota; Metazoa; Chordata; Lepidosauria; Squamata; Viperidae
Product: protein SMG8-like
Exons: 2
Coding region: 1-1179 (392 amino acids)
Biological process (GO): nuclear-transcribed mRNA catabolic process, nonsense-mediated decay
Source: RefSeq, a predicted model, not a curated record